AUGUUUGUGGACGAUCCCCGUGACGCGGGCACCGCAACCGCGCUAACAUCCGCCAGUACCAGCGAUUCACCAACAAUAACAACCCCGACGGCUCAAGACAUGAUCUCCUCACCAUCCAAAACCCCUGGCGCCUCUGCAUCGCAACCCCACACGUCGGUCGCUUCGGCUCCUAAAUUACCACAGAGUCGCUUCAACUUUGAGUAUCAGUUGCCCCAUCGCAGACGAACCCUAGCAUCGCACAGCUCCGUUAUCGACACGCCCUCGAGUCUAAACCCGACGCCGACCCCCCAGCGCACUUUCCUGUACGACAGACCGCGGCGCUCAAUCCAGGGCUUCAAUCUGUCUCACAGUCGCGCUCCAAAGGAAUCAUCUUCUUUACCCCCAUCGCUCCGGCUCGCUAUAGACGACGAUAGCGAUUCUGCGCUGGCCACUGAUCCUGAUCCGACCAUCAAAGCACUGAGUCCCAAUGCGACAAAGCGCCGGAAAGAUUCUUUUUAUGCCCAGCAAACGCUUCCAAGUGUAAAGAGGAGAAUGCCAUCGUAUACAGCAACUUACACCGAAGGGAACGAUCGCAGGCGCACCGUGAACGGUGUCAACAAAUACGCGACAGAGGAUGGCAAUCGGACUCCAGUCGCGGAUGACGCUCGAUCUGAUAUCUUCCUGAAUAUCGCUAGGUCAGACUCAAGCCGUCGCGAAUCCCUUGGACGGUCAGAACUUAGACGGGUGAGUAACUGUUUGCUUUGA
This is a messenger RNA of Aspergillus oryzae RIB40, 744 nucleotides long. RefSeq lists its product as uncharacterized. The coding region runs from base 1 to 744 and encodes 247 amino acids. The record is from RefSeq and is a predicted model, not a curated record. The transcript has a single exon. NCBI's taxonomy places the organism in Eukaryota, Fungi, Ascomycota, Eurotiomycetes, Eurotiales, Aspergillaceae.